GUGAUACUGGCCAAGGAGCAAGAGCAUGGAUAAAACAGAUUUUGAAUCAAGACAUGGCAUUCCAACAUAUAAAAGUAAUUUACCCAACAGCUCCUGCCAGGCCAUAUACACCCAUGAAAGGAGCCUUUUCCAAUGUGUGGUUUGACAGGUAUAAGAUCUGUAAUGACUGUCCUGAACACAUUGAAAGCAUCGAUUCCAUGUGCCGGGGCCUUACAGACCUGAUCAAUGAUGAGGUUAACAAUGGCAUUGCCAAGAGCAGGAUACUCAUAGGAGGCUUUUCAAUGGGAGGUGGAAUGGCAAUGCAUUUGGCCUUUAGGUUUCAUCAGGAUCUGGCAGGAGUCUUUGCCUUGUCCAGUUUUCUGAAUAAAGACUCUGCUGUUUACCAGGCUUUGAAAAGAAAUGAAAGAGCUCUUCCAGAAUUAUUUCAGUGCCAUGGAACUGCUGAUAAUCUAGUUCUCUACUCAUGGGGUGAAGAGACCAACAAGAUGUUAAAGUCUCUGGGAGUAUCAACGUCACUUCAUACUUUUCCAAACCUCAAUCAUGAGCUGAACAGAACUGAAAUAGAAAAAUUAAAAUCCUGGAUUAUAAAGAAAUUGCCUGUUGAAGCACCAAAGGCUAAUGAAUAAAUGAAGAUCCAGCCUCAUACUUUCUGAUUUUUCAUAGUUUUAAAAUCAUGUGUGACAUAUAUGUGGGUGUCCCAUAUCCUUAUAUAAGCAUAGCUUCAGGCAAACACUUUUAUAUUCCAUAAAGUUCACCUAAGAGGUGAAAAAAGGUGCUGAACGCUAAACCUCACUUUAUUAUAUGGAUUUCUUUUUCUGUUUUCUUGUCCAGUUUUUAAGCACAUGCCAGUCUACAAAAAAUACUAACUGAUAAUAUUAAAAGCAUUCCAAAAUUGUCAAAGCAAUAUUCAGGAAGCAGUUCUGUGAAUCUCCCAGAUAAUUUUCUUUUUUUUUUUUUUGGGUGAGGAGGAUUGGGCAGGAAAGUGUUCUAAGAUAGAAAAAUAGACAGUGGCAUGGUAGUUUCUAAUGGCAUUGUAGCAACAAAAAGGCCAAUUACUAAAAUAAUACAGUUUUACUUGUACAAAUGCAUGCAUCUAUUCAAGUUAGUUUAGUGAGAGGGACUGUAUUGGCUUCAAUUGGAUUCUCAGCAUGUGGGAAUGAACUUGCCUCAAAGCAGAGCUGUAUGUCCCCUGAAAAAAAAUCAGGUUUGUGUUAUAUUUUAAAAAGUCCUAAGUAGCUGUGUCUAGCUACACCACAGGGUCUUGUUAUUGUCCUUUCUCAUUCUUUUGUUACAGAGCUCUAGGUUUGUGUGAGUUUAUUGAGCCCUCUGUGGUUUGCAGUGUAGAUUUAAAAGAAAAAAAGAAGUACCAUCAUGAUUGCUAAGAUCUGUCCUGUUUUUGAAAAAAUCAUUCUUUGGGCCCUGUUCCUGCAGAAACUUAUUUUUGCCAAGAGUUUUAUUUUGGCCUGCAUGGCCACAUUUUAAAUUAAAAGAUGAGGAUACUUGACUCCUCCGUUAAUAUUUAAAAGUUGUAAAUAAUGAUUGGGAUAUAAAGAAAACUUGUAUUCCCUUAUUUUAAUGGUGGAUGAUUCAUCUCUCUGUCAGUUUGAUAAAUUAACUCAGAGUAUAAAUAUCUAUUCUUAUGUAAUUGUAAUGCUUUUUUUAUUUCUCCCCCCUCUGCCCCAUUUUCUACUCCCCAAUUUCAGUAAUUUUUUUAGCAUGACAAGCUAUUCAGCCUUUUGCCAAAGCCAAUAGAUCCAAGUCUCUUGCUUAAUCCUCUCCUUUUCCCGUUUUUGAGGAGUGGAUCUGGGACACUGUUGUUUGCUCUGUCACAGCAGAUUGCUGCCAGUACUGACUAUGACUCCAGAAAUAUCAGCCAGCUCCCAGGGACUAAGUUUUAUUCAAAUCCUCAUGCCCUGAGACCUCAGCCAGCUUUUACCUAUCUUGAAGUGUAAGCAAGGGGAAAAAAAAUGUCACUGUUCAAGUACAAGCCAUGUAAUUGGCAGUAGCAAGUAACAACUUCCUGCUGCUAAAAAUAUUUUGCUGUAUUUCAUUUUCCUAGCAUUAGCAAGUCAGCAGUCUGUUCUGAAAAACAGCAUUUUAAAUGGCACAUGAAAACUCAGUUAUUUGAAAGAGUGAGCGAACAGCAAUUUUUCCUGGUGCCCUAGGCUUCCUAAUUACUGCAAAUUAAAUUGAAACAGGUGUGUUCAGAUGCAGCUGAGCUAACAUUGCCUUGGCCUAACUCUGAUUGCAAUCCCUGACAAGUGAAGUAGCGGCAUUUUAGGGAUAAUGCAUCACUUUUGCCCCAUUUUCUGUUCUUCCUGAGCUCCUAUCAGGAGGCUCUUCGAACCACUAAUGCAGGGUGGCAAUUAAUUUUGGUGACAAGUGCAUUCACAUGGGAAAGUGGCAGGUUUCUGGCAAGGUGGCUUUUAACAGGGACAGAGAAUAGCCUAAAACAGUUGAAGUAAUACUGUGGAGAAAAUAGAAAAUGUUACCAAGCCAAACCCAGCUCUUUUGAUUGCUUUUGCAAUGUGAAUAAUUGCAAAUACAGUGGAUAUAGGGUUUGGCUUAGUUCCCCUCUUAUAAGUUGAGAAGGAAUUGCAAAUGUCAUGACAUCCUUAGAAAACAGUAAGUCCCCAGUUUGCAUCCAUUUUCUUCCAUCUUCUUGGCUUGUGAGUGAAACACCAACCAAUCAGGAGAUGCAUUGUAACAUAGCAGUGGAAAUCCAUCAGGUAUAUGGUGUAACAAAGCCCCAAAUCUCAAAGGUUUUGAGGUCACUUUUGGGAUGUUGGAGAACUCAGUAGAUUUCCUUCAGUCUACGAGAAGUGAGCACAGCGGGACUCGCCUGUCCCUUUAGCUGAAGAUGGUGUGGCUGUGUGUUCCAGAUGGUGCCAAGCUCGUACUGGACAAAUAGAUUGAAGUUUAGCCCAGAAAAAUUUGGGUUAUUGGUUGGUAUUGAGAAGCAUCCAGAGGCAAUAUUAGUCCUUGAAGACAGUGGGCCUGCUGUUAGAUCUCUAGUCAAAUGAAAACCUUAAUAGUCAAAAAUUAGCCCAGCUCUUUGACAGCAUGUUUUAGAAGCAAUUCAGACAGCUUUUUGACUGAUUGGCCGUUUUUUUUCAACCUGGCCCUUUCUUACUACACUUUUAAAAAUUAUUUUUUAAUUUAAUACUGGAAAUAGGGUGGGGGUUUAUUUGCCAAAACAGCAUCUCUGCAAUGCUUAUGGCACUGCAGCUCCAGGAGCUGCCUGUUAAUUUCUGGAUAGAGUUUAAAGUGCUUCUUAGAGAUGGUAAGAAUCAAAAAGAACUUCACUUUUGCCUAAAUGGUUGCCUGUUAUUGGGACAGACUUCCUGUACCAGGUGCCAGGGCAUACAGAGCCCUGAACUGAUAUGUCUCACCAGCUGAAUUUAGAUUCAGAUGA
Messenger RNA from Zonotrichia albicollis (white-throated sparrow), 3415 nucleotides. Lineage: Eukaryota; Metazoa; Chordata; Aves; Passeriformes; Passerellidae. The record is from RefSeq and is a predicted model, not a curated record.